Molecule: messenger RNA, 3573 nt
Organism: Wickerhamiella sorbophila
Lineage: Eukaryota; Fungi; Ascomycota; Dipodascomycetes; Dipodascales; Trichomonascaceae
Product: Autophagy-related protein 2
Exons: 1
Coding region: 1-3573 (1190 amino acids)
Biological process (GO): reticulophagy; piecemeal microautophagy of the nucleus; autophagy of mitochondrion
Cellular component (GO): phagophore assembly site; extrinsic component of membrane
Molecular function (GO): phosphatidylinositol-3-phosphate binding
Source: RefSeq, a predicted model, not a curated record
AUGCUCCUCCCAGACUUGGGCAAGUGGGUGUUUAUAUACGUUCUAGACCGACUGAAGGUCUUUUCAAAUAUAAGCCCAGAUAAACUUAAAGUGUCAAUUUGGAAGACCUCUUCUUUGACUUUGGAAAAUGUCGACCUCGACACAGAAAGCCUCGCCAUCAAGGGUCUAAGGGUGCGAUCCGCAUCUUUACGGGCGGUUGAGAUGGAAUUGUCCACUUCAGGAAUUCGAAUCAAUGGCAAUGGGGCAGAUUUGGUUGUUAAAUUGGGGAAUUCGUAUACAGACCUCAGUGUUUCGACGUUUUUCGACCAAACGGCUGACAAUUUGGCGCGGUCUGUUGCUGAGCUCGCUGAGCCAAAUGAUAUUGCCGAUUUACAGGACUUCGAGAAUAUACCUACAGGAAGCGACGCAGAAACGGGGUAUGGAAUGGGGGAUACUACAGGAAUGGUUUCACGGCUUGCUAACGCCAUUCUUAAUCAAUUGAGCGUCAAUGUUUCCAACAUAAAAAUCAAGGUCCUGGUUGGGGAAGAGCCUGCAAUGACUGUCACCAUUGAUAGGCUUUAUAUUCCUCGUGGUGGUAAGAUAAGCUUGUCGGGUGUGGUAAUAGAGCAAUUGAAUGAUUCAGAACCAUCCAAAGAUACAUCUUCAGGCAGUGUGGCUCACGCUGGGCGGGGCACUUCUUCGCCGCACAAUUUAUCAGAUAAUACGUCGGAUUCCAGUCUAGAUGACAAUGAAUACGGAUCAAUGUCUCAAAGCAUGUUUUUUGAUUCGAACUCAACGUUCACAAUAGCACCCCCAGCCCAAGUUUUAACGACAAUCACCGAGACAGUGGAGUCACCUGAGCUUCUCAGAAUUGAGGAGAUAACUAUUGAACAUACGAUUCCAUUCGAUGCUGUUUCUAUCAAAAUCCCGGAUAUCUCUCUCGUUUUACUACCGGCGCUUGUGUCAAUGGUAAAGGUGAUCAACGAGUUUUACGACUCUGAAUACGAACAAGAUGAACAGAGUCAAGAACUCAAAUUUUCUUUGCAGAUUGACCGAAUCAACGUACUUCCUGAACCGACCUCUUUGCUUCAAGUUCGAUUAGAGGACCUGAAAGUAACAUCGGAUAAAAUUGUUCUGAAAAGUGUGAUCAUACCUGGAGUUCAUACAGAAAGCCCGUUUUUCGUGAUGGAGUGGGAACCUGUUAUUUCUCUUUGCUUGCCACAUGCGCUAUCGAUUGAUAUAGCAGUCGAAAGUUUACCGUGUAUAGCUCAUUUGUUUGAACGAAUGGGUGCAGCUCUUAUGAGCAUCAAAACUCCAGAAAAGCCGGGACCAACACCGUUCGAUCUAAAGAUGGCUGAAAUUAAGCUGGUAGUUGGUGAGCUAACGGUAAUGAUCUUCCCGGGAAACAUAUAUCAUGAGUCGUUAGCCCUUGAGGAAAUCAGUUUGACCAGUGCUUCAGGCAGUAGAAUCUUGGUCCAAAGUUUGGACCUAGUCUUCAACGAGCUUUCGACAACCAUUAACCGCAUACAGGCCGAAACAACAUCUGAUUUUUUGGUGGAUGUGCAGGCUAUUAUGGAUACCAUAACACAACGUUCAAUCUCGCCAACAAAUGAUUCACCACCGGACAUUUCUUUAUGGGUCAAGGAUGUGAAAAUUCAUCACAACUCGACGUUGUGGGAAAUUCCUGAAGGACUUGUUGCGAAGCAUGUUUCGGGUUCUUGGGGUAUAAGCGCCAAUGUUAGCUGUAAAAACGAACAGCUGAAUCUGUCGACCAAGUUCAGUGCACAAUCCGACAGAAAUUCAUGGGAGUUCAUGGCAGAAGAGUUAACUGGUCAUUUGUUUCCGGCGCAUUUCCAAACUGAUCUGAGCGAGAGGGAGAACGAGGAAACAGUUGCAGAGGCAGAAUCAACUUCUGUCGAUUACAGACUCAAAAUUGGUGGUGAAUUAACGGUUCACACACCUUACACAUGCACUAUUCUGUUUUCAGCAAAGGGUUCUGGAACCGAUCGAAGCCUUCGUCUCGGAACCUUGGCAAAGCUUUACUUGGUCGAUCCCCUUGAUACAUCGCGGAUACCUGUGGCUAGUUUCGAAAAUGCACAGUUCUCUAUUUUCUGGAACCCAUUGUCAGUUAAAGCUUUGAUCGAGCAAGUAUCAAUAGGAGCUUGUGCUGACUCGUUCGCCGCUUCUUCGGAAUGUUUGGAGUAUCUGGUUCCUCCUGCCAGUCCACCCAAAUAUAACUUUGACCUUAACGAGGACAUCAAUUUGCUCACUGAAAUUGACCUUGAAGCAUUUGGGCAGGCUAACACGACUACAUCAAGCCCCCUAAGCUCGACUUCUGAUGAAUUUCUUGAGCAGGAUCUCGAGAAACUCGUGAGUAGGAUGCAAUUGACUCAAACAGUGCCAAUGAAUGUAGAGCUGGUUGAGAAUUAUGUCGGUGGCCAAGACAAAACAACCACCACAGUGGCUUCUAAACUCCAUGAAAUUGUUAUCAGCUCGCUAUCAGUGAAGCUUUUUGAUGGAUUCGAUUUCAAAUCAACGCGAGAAGAGCUUAGAGAAGCGGUUGAGAGAGUGAAACAGGAAGCUGAGGCCAUUAUUGAUCCGGAACUGUCCGAAAAGUACAUUGGUGAUUUCAUGUACAAUUCUAUUUACAUUGGCACCAAGCCAGGUUUCAUGAAUGACUUGGAGGGGCAGGUGGACUCAGCGAUUGGCAACCAAGAACUUGGCCGUGGAGAAAAACCCAAAGUAACUAUUGCUGCGAAGCAGAUUUGCGUCUCCAUUUUUUCUCCGUGUGAAGAUCAUGGAGUGACGGUUUCCACGACAAAUUUGAGUAUCCAAGACCUAGUGGUUUGGGAUCAUGUGCCAACUUCGAAGUGGGAUACCCUCUUAUGUAUCGAUCAAAAACGACAGCGCGAACUACGGGUACCAUUCAUUGAACUCAACAUCGAGACGACCGUUACAGCUGCACCCGAGUUGCGACUGAAAGCUCGAGUGCAACCACUUCAAAUAAGCAUUGACCAAGACACACUGGACUUUCUUACAAGAUACUUCGAGUUCGAACUUUCAGCAGAGGAGCCUGGUUCUAGAGGCAAAAAGAAGCCCGACAGCCCCCCGUUCAUACAGAGGUUUGAGCUAUUUGAUCUACCAAUUGUUUUGUCCUAUCUACCGAAAAAGGUUGAUUAUGAAGGAAUUCGCAGUGGACACACACUGGAAUUCAUGAACUUGUUUGUGAUUGACGGGUCUUCAGCUGUUUUUAAGCACGUUGUGGUCUAUGGUCAGCCCGGCUAUGAACGGCUAGCGCAAACCCUGGUUGAAAACUGGUUGCCAGACAUCGCAAACACUCAAUUGGCAGACGUCUUGGGGGGGCUCAGUUUUGUGAGCCCUAUGAUCAAGAUUGGGCGCACUAUUAGGGAUAUGGUGAUUAUUCCUGUUCGCGGAUAUAGCAAAAACGGAUCUGCUCUGAUAGGCAUGCACAAAGGCGCAGCCCGGUUUGCCAAAAGCACGUCUCAGCAAGUCAGAAAGCAAAUAAGGAAAUGGCUUGAGAAAACCGAAUUGGAGGCCGCAUUGGAGGAAGAUGUAGUACCUGAACAGCCAUGA